GUAGCUUCCGUUAUCUGGUAUCGCUUCCGCCAGGUGACGAUGGUGGCGAGUGGCUGAAGGAAAUGAGAGGGAACCUGGGACUCAUGGCAACCGUCAUUGCAACAAUGGCAUUUCAAAACGGUCUCAACCCACCCGGGGGCGUUAUUCAAAACGGCGACAACGGAUCCGUCACUUGUCCGUUACCAAUUGCCCACGGUCAAGCAUGUCCAGGUCAAUCCGUUUACGCUGCAGUUGACCGUCACGGUUACUCCGGGUUCAUGCUAACUAACUCUAUCUCCUUCUUGUUUUCAAUCACCACGUGCAUAUUGGUCAUAAGCGGUGUUCCUCUGGGUCCAGGGUACCCAACUCUGGUGUUAGCAAUGCUCAUGUCCUUCUCUCUCAUCCUUCUUGCCGUGUCAUACACGCUCGGUGCUUUUCUUCUCAAUCCGCGUAUUCAGAAAACUCACGCCGGAUUUCGCGUUUUUAUCUAUGUGUUUGUCACGUUUCUGGUGGUUUUGCUUUCGUUGCGAUUUGUUGCUUUGAUACUCGCCGUUCGGCGCGUGAAGAAAAAAGCUGAUACCACUCCCGCACUUCCCAGCCAAUGAGGAGGUAGAGUUCGUUACGCUGCUUUGGAGAGUGUGAUGUGAGUUGCCAAUUGCUGGAGAGUGGAGACUUCUGCUAAUUUGUAAUGGUUGUAAUAAUAUCAUAAUAAUGUUUUGUUUUGAUUUCUUGUGAUGGAUUAUGCACUUCCUCACUUGCCUUCUUUGGCUUAUGUGAUGACUAUUAUUUUGGAGAAUUAGAAUUAACUAACUCCAAAUACAAUGUCCAAUUGAAUUGUUCUUGUUCUUGCCAUGCACAUGUUCUGUUUGAUGAAAUGCUUCACUGGUUUGGAAGGUUCUUACUUCUUACCCAACCCGAGAGGCCUGCACUUCUAUUUGGGCUCCAUAAAUGUAUAUCUGGCUCUAGUGUUCUUGUAUAGAACCUAAGAGGAAUGCCACUAGGACAUGGAGAAAUAAUUGUUAUGAAAAGGAUCAUCUCAUUUUAACUUGGGCAAUGAAAAUUCUUCUCUUUGGUUUUUCAAAUUGAUUGAGUGGAGGAGCUAUUGGUGCCAGAGUUUCUGUUACUACUUACUAAUAUUGUGGAUAGUCAUAUGAGGGUUAAGGAUAUUUGAAAUUUUGAAUUGACAAUCAAUGGAACUUGCAGCAUCUAUAUACAAGUGUUCCCCAAGAUAUAAUUUUAUCACUCUUCUAACAGCACCUUGUUCUGAUUUUGGAAGACACUUGGAUUUGGAAACCAAAACCAUCAGGUUUCUAUGUUACAUCUUCAGCUUACUAUUGGCUCCAUAAGAAGAACAGAGAGAUUGAUGUGCAUAUAGAUUGGCAUUGUCCAGAGAUAAAGUUUGUUAAAAUCAAUUUAGAUGACAGCAUCAAUUCCCUUGGGACCAUGGCUGAGUGUGGAGUAGUGAUUUGGAAUGGCGAAUGGGAGUGCAAACUGUCUAGCCAAGAUGGUUGUGGAUGCAUCUGUUGUGUGCAAGGAUUGGAAUGAACCCCCUACUCAGGUUCUUCCUCUCCUAUAUCUUGAUUUUGUUGUAGACUAAUCUUUUGUUUUCUUCUCUUUAUAUUACCAAUAGAAGAUAGUUUUUAGUGAGUUCAUGAUGCUACUCUCUUACACCCUUCAAAGCUUGAGAACUUGAAUGGUAAUAUCAAAGAAUUAAAUAACAUGUGAUAAAAAGCGAAUUCUGUCACACUUGUAAGAGUAACAGGGGAUGCACAACCUCUCUCACAUUUUAUGCUCUACCACUUAAACUUGUAUCAUUAGAAGCGUGAAGUUAUUAUAUUCACUGCCUUCUUAUAUUGAAGAAGUUACAAUCAGUAAUUCUUGUUUAAAUUUGA
Arachis duranensis is the source of this 1871-nucleotide messenger RNA. RefSeq lists its product as uncharacterized. The record is from RefSeq and is a predicted model, not a curated record. NCBI's taxonomy places the organism in Eukaryota, Viridiplantae, Streptophyta, Magnoliopsida, Fabales, Fabaceae.